AUGAAGGUCUUAUCUAUCCUGAUAGCCGCCGGUUUGAUGACUGGUGUAUACUUUGCCAUGAGCGGAUCAUCUGUUGAUGAGGUUGAAUUAGCUUUCGGAGCUUAUACUACCGAGUUCAACAAGAACUACCAGAGCGAAGAAGAGUACAACUUCAGAAAGAACAUCUUCGAAGCUAACCUCAAAACUAUCAAUGAGCACAACGCUAAAGGUGUCUCAUUCACCAUGGGUACCAACGCUUUCACUGACUGGACUGACGAAGAGUACAAGAGAAUGCUCGGUUAUAAGUCAAACAGAAAUACUCCACAAGAAUUCAGAAACCUCGGAGAUCUCCCAACCAACUGCAAGAACCUUCCUAGAAAGAGCAUUGACUGGAGAGACGAAGGCAUCGUCACUGAUGUUAAGAACCAAGGUGCAUGUGGGUCAUGCUGGGCCUUCGCUGCUGUUGGAUCAUUGGAGGGAGCUUAUGCUAAGACCACUGGAGACCUCGUCAGUUUCUCUGAGUCCCAACUCGUUGAGUGCGACAAGUUCUCUCAUGGAUGUAGUGGAGGUUUGAUGUUCAAUGGAUUUAACCACUGGAUGAGGAACAGCCCCAGAACUGAAGAAGACUACCCAUACCCAAAGAACGCUAAGCCAGGAAAAUGUAGCGAAGACAAAAUUCCAUCUGACUACCCUCUCCUUGAGUGGGGUUACAGAGUUGAUAUUACAUGGGAAUGCCUCUAUGAAGCUUUGACCCACAAUGUAGUCUCUGUUGCCAUUAGAGCCGAGAAUGAUCCAUUCAGACACUACUCUGGAGGAAUUAUCGAUGAUGACGAGUCUCAUGGAAUCGAUUGCGGAACUGACCUCGAUCACGGAGUCACUCUCGUUGGAUACGACGCUGAUGAAGAUGCUUGGAUUGUCAAGAACUCUUGGGGAGCCGGCUGGGGAGAAAAUGGAUUUGUCAGAAUCAGAAGAGGAGAAGGAAUGGGUGUCUGUGGUAUCAACCAAGAAAACUCCCAAGCCGUCUAUGACGAUUCUGAAUACAGAAAAUAAGUAAAUUCCCUGUGUUAAAACAUUCAGAACUGAAUCUUUA
Moneuplotes crassus is the source of this 1069-nucleotide messenger RNA. The record is from the annotation of a GenBank genome assembly. Lineage: Eukaryota; Ciliophora; Spirotrichea; Euplotida; Euplotidae.